AUGAGAGCCAAUUGUACACAGUUACAGAGAGCAAGUUCGGUGCUGCAGGCUGCACGCCGGGGAAGAAGAGCGACUGAAAGCCAACCAUUACUCCCACCGCUGCAUCUAUACAGAAGAAUCUUACGAGAGCACAAGAACCUGCCCGUACUGCAGAGAGAGCUUGGGGAUAACUACGUGAAGAAUGAAUUCAAGCUACAUAAAGGUAUCGACAACCCGCUUCAUAUCGUUGGAUUUCUUGCCAGCUGGCAAGAUUAUUUGCACCUUAUCAGCAAAGGUGACUGGCUGGAGGGCACACUGACCUCCGAAGUGCUCGAGAAGCUGUCACCGGAGCAAGUGGUUCAACUCUACGAGCUGAUGAAGGAGACCCAGCAGGUCCGCGACGGCAAAGUUGCGGACGACGACAACAACUGA
Torulaspora globosa is the source of this 411-nucleotide messenger RNA. RefSeq names its product Sdh7p (gene SDH7). Lineage: Eukaryota; Fungi; Ascomycota; Saccharomycetes; Saccharomycetales; Saccharomycetaceae. Gene Ontology annotation, biological process: mitochondrial respiratory chain complex II assembly; succinate metabolic process. The record is from RefSeq and is a predicted model, not a curated record. The transcript has a single exon. The coding region runs from base 1 to 411 and encodes 136 amino acids. Gene Ontology annotation, cellular component: mitochondrial intermembrane space; mitochondrion.